Bolinopsis microptera is the source of this 2396-nucleotide messenger RNA. Its product is annotated as monoglyceride lipase-like. Gene Ontology annotation, molecular function: monoacylglycerol lipase activity. Bases 4 to 840 code for a protein of 278 amino acids. Gene Ontology annotation, cellular component: membrane. The transcript is spliced from 8 exons. Lineage: Eukaryota; Metazoa; Ctenophora; Tentaculata; Lobata; Bolinopsidae. The record is from RefSeq and is a predicted model, not a curated record.
AUAAUGGAUGAGCUCAAGUUGUUUCACAGAUGCAGACAUGAUGCUGAAAAUGAAGUUGCUGUCUUAUACUUUUUGCAUGGUCUUGCCGAUCACUUUGGGAGGUGGCUAGAUUUAAAGGAUUUUCUUGUUGAUAGAAACAUUUCCUUCUACUCUCACGAUCAACGUGGACAUGGAAAAACGGAGCUUGGCACCAGGGCUUACAUUAAAAACUUAGAUACUUUUGCUGAUGACACCAUAAAAGAGAUAGAAAAUGUUAAGAAGGAAAAACCAGAUACUCCCAUCAUCAUAAUGGGGCACAGUAUGGGCGGUCUGAUAGCUGUGAUGGUGGCCCUGAAACGUCCUGAUCUUAUUUCUGGUGCAUGUCUCUCGGCCCCUUGCCUCAAGAUACAUGAUAGUGUUUCACCAUUUAUGAAAAAUUUCGCUUGGGGUCUAUCUGGCUUGGCUCCGACAUUUUACAUGCCAUGGAAUUCACUUGAUAGAAAUAAAUUAACACCAAAUAUGGAACAACGAGAAAAGGAUGCCGCCGACCCUUUGCUAUGGCAUUAUGGAGUUAGAGCAGGAUUUGCUGUUGCCAUGUUUAAUGCUGUGGACGAAACUAAUGCCAAAUUUGACGAAUACUCUACUCCUACAUACAUAUUUCAUAGCGAGUUUGAUGAUGUUUGUGACUAUUCUGGAUCGCUAAAGUUAGCUGAGACAAAACCUGAUUUGGUAAAAAUGGUCCGCUAUGAAUAUCCCUACCACAGUUUACUUCAUCUCAUGCCUGAGGAUACAGAGAAAGUUAUGAAUGAUGUUUAUGAGAAAAUUGUAGAGCUAUCCACUGUUGAUAACAAAGGAGAGUGAACACUUUGACGUAAAAUUCCUUUCUUUAUAUAUCAGAUUUUGAUUCUUUGUUAUUCAGAAGUAGAAGAAACUUUAACACAAUUUUGGUAAUUAUUAUAAUGUAUUAUGUUGAUUGUUUUAGAUUCAGUGCUAUUUAAUGAUUUAAAUAUUUCAACCUGCGUAACACAAUUUGAACACGUGGCAAAUGGCAUUAAUUGAUUAUAUCCGAUGAUCAAUAGACUAACUAUAAAGUCUAUUUAUAGAUUUUUAAAUUCAGAGUUUUCCAGUAUAUUUCUAUGCAUGAGAGUUUCCAGCUAUGCUAAGAAAAUCUACGUAAAAUUCUAAAUAGUAGAGUACUACUGUAGGGAAUUGCUUUUUGUUCAAUGUACAAAAUAACAUAAACAUCUUUUGUAUCAUGCAGUAACAAAUUGUUUGAACCAUUUCAUGAUGUAGACUCCGAAAAUAGUACAUAUUAUUUGCAUAAUUCUGGAACCUCCUAUUAAUUUGCUCACAACAUGACAUUGAAACUAAUUUAUUCAUCGAACUGUUUAUUAUAAUGUACCUAAAUGCAUAUAUACUAAGUACUAAGUAGUUGGAGUUGUGAAUGUGAAUGCAUGAAACAGAAAGAUAUGCCUACCCUGUUGAGGGUGCCACUAAUAUGGUGUACUUUGUGCACGGAUACGGGGACCGGGCUGGUAGAUACCUGGAGUUUGCAGACUAUUUGAACAAACAUGGGAUAUCUUUCUACGCUCAUGAUAUGCUGGGUUUUGGAAAGAGCGGUCCGGUAAAUGGAAUGAUGGCUCAUUGUGAAAUAUUUGAUGAUUAUGUAGACGAAGUUAUAAACGAGAUACAUGCAAUAAAAACAAAGAAUCCACAGUAUAAGAAAGUGGUACUUUUGGGUCAUAGCAUGGGUGGUCUUGUAGCAUUUCGUGUUUCAAACAGGGUGCAACUUACUGGACUUGUGCUAUCGGCACCACUUCUUGAGGUCAACAGAAACGCAGCUCCUCUACUACUAUCGAUGGUAUCUGUUCUUGCCUACUUUGCACCCAAUCAGUACUUAUCAUUGGAUCUCUCCAAGCCGGAAUGGUUCAGUGGAGAUCCAGUCGUUCAGCAGGAAUCUAAGAAUGACAGGCACAUGUGGCACGGCAGUCUGCGGUUUGGACACGCCCUGAAGAUAAUGGAGGCAGCUGAAAAGAGUCGAGACCUGUGGAAACAUCACUACACCCGGACAGUAGUACUCCACUGCCCUGAUGACAUGUUGUGUAAGAUAGAGGGAUCACGUGCUCUCAGUGCUGCACGCCCUGACCUAGUCACCCUUCACGAGGUGCAGAAUUCCUGUCAUGGACUGUUAAAAGAUGUGUGGAAGGUACGGUCAAAGACGUACGCUUUAUUCCUCGACGCUAUUCAGGCGUUCUAGCUCACCACAAGCAUUACUGAUGUAUUAUGUGCAUUGUGAAAUGAAUAUGAAAGCUGCGGUUAUACAUAAAAAGGCCACAAAUCAGAACUCAAUGCACAUUUUUUGUUUAAUUAAACGUUUAUAUUGCUGAUGCAGAUGUAUUAUACAGAUUUAUUUAAAU